CGUGACAGGUAAGACGGAGAAAAAUGGGGGGGGGAAAGUAAUCAAAGGAAAACGAAAAAAAAAAAAAAACACUGCUGCGAGGAAUUUAUCUUUUUUGACUUUAGGACGAAAAUGGACAAUGUAAAAGAUGGAGACAUGCUGAGGUGUAAUAAUGGAAGGAAAUCAGCUGGAUGUCAGAUUGGCAUAUAAGUGAAGAAUUGACUGGAACAGAAGAUGAAGCUGAAUGAACGUAGCGUGGCACACUAUGCCACCUGUGACUCACCGCCAGACAAGACGGGUUUCCUGUUCAAAAAGGGCGAGCGAAAUACAGCUUAUCACCGGCGAUGGUUCGUCCUCAAAGGUAACAUGCUCUUCUACUUUGAGGAGCAUGACAGCCGUGAACCCAUUGGUGUCAUUGUUCUGGAAGGAUGUACUGUGGAGCUGUGUGAAUCAUCUGAGGAAUUUGCUUUUGCCAUCAAAUUUGACUGUCCCAAAGCACGGGUCUACAAGAUGGCUGCAGAAAACCAGGCAGCCAUGGAGUCGUGGGUGAAAGCAUUGUCAAGGGCCAGCUUUGACUACAUGAGGCUUGUGGUGAAGGAGCUGGAGAGGCAGCUGGAGGAGAUGCAGGAGGCUGCAGGUGGUGGCUGUGGCAUACCUGGCCCAGGAAGUGUGCAGACUAAGUCCAAGUUAUCCAGGCGAAACCAGGUGACACGGUCCAAGUCUGGAGCAUCCUCUUCAUCAUCAUCUUCGUCAUCCUUAUCAUCAACAUCAUCAUCGUCUUCAUCUAGUGUUGCUGUCCCUCAAGUGCCCGUCUGUGCCCAAGAAGUCCACCUCAUUUCGGGGCAUUCCAAAGAGAAUGGAGUUGCAUGGAGUAAACCACCUGUUGCCAUGGUUAAUGGCUUUGUGGAGGGGGCAUCAUCAUAUGCAGCCUGGGAAGGUGCGGCAGAUCCUGGCAAUGGCACUGUGAUCAGGGCUGAUGGAAUAAGGGCUCCACCAGUUCCACCCAGGAGAAGAGGUGCAUCUCUGGAGAGCCCAGUCUCCCCUGGCACCGAGUGUUUCUCUAAACUCCACAACUGGUACGGCCAAGAAGUGGAGGAACUGAGAAUACAGUGGCUGCAGAGCCAGUAAACUGAUGGAGGCUUGCAUCAUUCCUUCCUAAGUAGUCUGCAACUUUACACCUGUCUGAGCUUCACGAAACAGCGGAAUCAGAGGCUUUAAUCUAAUCACAGAGAGUAAAAACUUGAGACUGAUUCUGGAUCUUGUCUGGCACAGGAGAAUCAUUCUGUCUUAAGUGUUAAUGUUGUCCAUGUGGUCUUGCAAACUUAAGAAAUGCAAAAGAUGCACUACCAGUCAAAGCUUUUGACUGGUAGUGCACCUUUUUUCACGUUUCCCGGGUAAAGUUUAACACAAAUUUUUGGAAAUGUAGGAUUUAUAAGUGGCAAUUAUUUAUUGGAAAAUGUCCCACUGAAAAAUCAUCAGCUACAUUAAGUGGCAGUAAUAUAAAAGACCAAAGGCACAUCAAACUUGAUUGCUCUGUCAUUAUAUUAUUGACUUUUAAGAAUUGUUUGGUCUUACAAGUGUA
Molecule: messenger RNA, 1561 nt
Organism: Thalassophryne amazonica
Lineage: Eukaryota; Metazoa; Chordata; Actinopteri; Batrachoidiformes; Batrachoididae
Gene: pheta1
Product: PH domain containing endocytic trafficking adaptor 1
Exons: 3
Coding region: 214-1107 (297 amino acids)
Biological process (GO): receptor recycling; endosome organization; retrograde transport, endosome to Golgi
Cellular component (GO): early endosome; trans-Golgi network; recycling endosome
Source: RefSeq, a predicted model, not a curated record